Molecule: messenger RNA, 606 nt
Organism: Nerophis lumbriciformis (worm pipefish)
Lineage: Eukaryota; Metazoa; Chordata; Actinopteri; Syngnathiformes; Syngnathidae
Source: RefSeq, a predicted model, not a curated record
AUGAAAAUGGAGGAGCUUUCAAUGUCCAGCCUGGACAACAGCAAGCUGGAGGGCCUGGCGCAGGACAUCCUGUCUGACCUGGUGGAGGACGCGUGCCUGGGACUUUGCUUCGAGGUACACCGGGCGGUCAAGCAGGGCUACUUCUUCCUGGAUGACACGGACCAAGAAAGCAUGCGGGACUUCGAAAUUGUGGACCAGCCCGGGUUGGAUGUGUUCGGCCAGGUGUACAACCAGUGGAAAAACAAAGAGUGCGUUUGUCCCAACUGCAGCCGAAGCAUCGCCGCCUCGCGCUUCGCUCCGCACCUGGAAAAGUGCCUCGGCAUGGGACGCAACAGCAGCCGUAUCGCCAACCGCAGAAUUGUGACAGGUAAUAACACCAACAACAAGUCUGAAAGCGACCAAGAAGACAACGACGACGUUAACGACAACGAUUGGUCGUACGGGGCCGAAAAGAAAGCCAAGAAAAGAAAAGGCGACAAGAAUCCAAAUUCACCGAGAAGAUCCAAAUCCUUCAAGCAUAAGAGCAGCAUGAUUGGCCCUCGUCGUAGGCUGGACAACCAGGAAAGCCCUCGCAUGUUGAUCAAAGACGAGGCCUUCCCGCAAUAG